AUGCCUAGAGUUGAAUCAGAGACUUACAAACGUUUACAAAAUGACCCUUCCUGCGUAAGAAAUAUCUGCAUUGUUGCGCAUGUUGAUCACGGUAAAACUUCCCUUUCAGACUCUCUUUUGGCCUCAAAUGGUAUUAUAUCACAAAGACUGGCCGGUAAGAUCCGAUUUCUAGAUGCUAGACCUGACGAACAAUUGCGUGGUAUCACAAUGGAAUCAUCAGCCAUAUCUCUUUAUUUUAGGGUAUUGCAUAAACAAGAAGGUUCCGAUAAGCCUCUAGUAAACGAGCAUCUGAUAAACUUAAUUGAUUCACCAGGUCAUAUUGACUUCUCGAGUGAAGUUAGUGCUGCUUCUAGGUUAUGUGAUGGGGCUGUUGUACUAGUAGACGUUGUCGAAGGAGUAUGUUCGCAAACAAUCACCGUGCUGAGGCAAUGUUGGACCGAAAAAUUGAGGCCCAUCCUAGUGUUGAAUAAAAUUGAUAGAUUGAUAAUUGAGUUACAACUUACCCCUCAAGAAGCUUAUAUCCAUUUAUCAAAAGUCAUUGAACAAGUUAACUCAGUUAUCGGGUCUUUCUUCGCAAAUGAAAGGCAACUGGAUGACUUGUCCUGGAGGGAACAAUUAGAACAAAAUGAAAACGCUGAAUAUGUUGAAAAGGACGAUUCAGGAAUUUACUUUAAUCCUACUGAUAACAACGUUAUUUUUGCCUCCGCCGUAGAUGGUUGGGGUUUUAACAUCGGUCAAUUGGCCAAGUUUUAUGAGCAAAAGUUAGGUGCUAGGAGGGAAAAUCUACAGAAAGUUUUAUGGGGUGAUUUCUAUAUGGAUCCCAAAACAAAGAAAAUUGUCAACACUAAAGGCCUGAAAGGAAGAUCUUUAAAGCCUCUUUUUACGUCAUUGAUCCUCGAAAACAUAUGGAAAAUUUACCAAAAUAUAAUCAUGUCAAGAGACUCUGAAAUGGUUGAAAAAAUAGCAAAAACCUUAAACAUCAAACUUCUUCCACGUGAUUUAAGGUCAAAGGAUGACAAACAACUACUAAGAAAUAUCAUGGGCCAGUGGCUACCCGUCAGUACAGCAGUGUUACUAACAGUUAUCGAAAAAUUACCCUCACCUUUGGAAUCACAAACGGAUCGUUUGGAUACUAUUCUUGCAUCUGGAGCAGACACAGCGGCCAUGGAUUCAAACCUGUUAGAAGCGAUGAAAGUAUGCAACAGAGAAGGACCAGUAAGUGCUUAUGUUUCUAAGAUGCUUUCAAUUCCGAUGGAGGAAUUACCUGUAGAAUCUAGUAGGGCAGUCUCAUCAGAUGACUUGAUGGAGAGAAGUAGGAAAGCACGUGAAGAAGCACUUAAUGCUGCAAAACAUGCUGGUAUGGUUGAAAAUAUGGCAAUUAUGAGUUCGAAUGAUAAUCUCAAAGAUACAACUGAUUUUUAUAAAAGGGCAAAGGAUACCGUCAUGACCCCAGAAGUGGGAGAGUACAUCAAGUCAAAACCCUCGGUAAGUAACGAUGUCUUCAGUGUUGUAACACAACCUUCUCCGGCCUUGGAUUUAGGCUUUGAGUACGAAGAAGGUGAUGAUACAGAUAUUCAAGAUGAUGUCGGUUUAGAAUUCGUACCAACCGAUAUAGAUACAAAUGAUCCUCUAAGUUCGAUGUUUGAAUACGAGGAAGAAGGUUCGUUUCCAAACAACACCCAACAAACACCAGAAUAUGUACAUGAUGAAGAGGAUGAUAUCUUUGACGAAAAGGAAGAAUCGCUGGUGGCAUUUGCAAGGAUAUACAGCGGCACAUUAAAAGUUGGCCAGGAAAUUUCGGUAUUGGGCCCCAAAUAUGAUCCAAAACGUCCUGACGAACACAUUGAAACUGCAGUAGUUACUCAUUUGUACUUGUUCAUGGGUAAGGAACUGGUUCCUUUGGAUGUUUGUCCAUCGGGAAAUAUAGUUGGUAUUCGUGGUUUAGCCGGCAAAGUUUUAAAGAGUGGUACUUUGAUAGAAAAGGGCGUGCAAGGUGUGAAUUUAGCGGGCGUUAAUUUUCAUUCUACUCCCAUCGUUCGUGUUGCUAUAGAGCCGGCAAAUCCUGUUGAAAUGAACAAAUUGGUACGAGGACUGAAAUUGUUAGAUCAAGCGGAUCCUUGCGUACACACAUACGUUGAAAAUACUGGUGAACAUAUUCUAUGUACGGCCGGUGAAUUACACUUGGAAAGAUGUCUAAAAGAUCUAACAGAAAGAUUUGCAGGAAUUGAAAUUACACAUUCCGAACCUGCCAUCCCGUAUAGAGAAACCUUCUUGUCAGUUCCAGACAUGAAUCCAUCAAAGAACGCCCAACUGGGAAGGGGCGUUCAUGAAUUACUAUUGAAUCAAUACAAGAUUACGUUUAGAACAGUCCCACUAAGUGAUAAAAUUACAACAUUUUUAUCACAGCAUCAAAAUAGCAUUAAAAACAUUUUGAGAGCCUCCACUUCAAAUAUUGAACCCAUCAUCGAAACGACUGGAGGUGCCCUUCUGGACAAUAACUCGUUUCUAACCGCUCUUGAAGAGGUUGUAUCUCAAGACGAAAAGAGCAGAGAAUUACUGAGUGGGUUUAAGACAAGCUUGGCAAGUUUGGGACCGAAUAGAGUUGGUUGUAACAUUUUGCUGUCAAACAAUAAUCUUCUUGGUAGUUUAUUCGAAGGCACCUCAGCAACUUUUGGAUAUUCAGACUCUAUUAAAAAUGGUUUCCAGCUGGCUGUUAGCGAAGGACCCUUAGCAAAUGAGCCCGUCCAUGGAAUGUGUGUAAUUGUUGAGAGCGUUCAUGAAAUGUCACAAAACGAAAUUGAUGCUAUUGAGGACCCACGCUAUCAGCAACAUAUUGUGGACCUAUCAGGCAGGUUGAUAACAUCCACAAGGGAUGCUAUACAUGAGGCUUUCCUAGAUUGGUCGCCAAGAAUUAUGUGGGCCAUCUACUCAUGCGAUAUACAGACCUCUGUUGAUGUUCUGGGGAAAGUUUAUGCAGUUAUUCUACAAAGACAAGGUAAAAUCAUUUCUGAAGAAAUGAAAGAAGGUACUCCAUUCUUUCAAAUCGAGGCGCACGUGCCCGUUGUGGAAGCAUUCGGUUUGAGUGAGGACAUCCGUAAAAGAACUUCCGGUGCAGCACAACCACAAUUGGUGUUUUCUGGAUUUGAAUGCAUCGAUUUAGAUCCGUUCUGGGUUCCAACCACUGAAGAAGAGUUGGAGGAACUAGGAGAUACGGCAGAUAGGGAGAAUAUUGCUCGUAAGCAUAUGAAUGCCAUUAGAAGGAGAAAAGGUUUGUUUAUUGAGGAGAAAGUUGUUGAAAAUGCUGAAAAACAGCGUACCUUGAAGAAGAAUUGA
Messenger RNA from Saccharomyces kudriavzevii IFO 1802, 3333 nucleotides. RefSeq names its product GTPase RIA1 (gene RIA1). Gene Ontology annotation, molecular function: GTPase activity; ribosome binding; GTP binding. NCBI's taxonomy places the organism in Eukaryota, Fungi, Ascomycota, Saccharomycetes, Saccharomycetales, Saccharomycetaceae. The coding region runs from base 1 to 3333 and encodes 1110 amino acids. Gene Ontology annotation, cellular component: cytosol; ribonucleoprotein complex. The record is from RefSeq and is a predicted model, not a curated record. The transcript has a single exon. Gene Ontology annotation, biological process: cytosolic ribosome assembly.